CUUGAUUAUAAUCCUGCAAUGAAUUCUCCAAAUUCACUUCAAAGUUAUUCCCCAGAGGAGUUUGUGGAGUUUAGCAGCUUGAAAGAUGUUACAGAUAUUUUAGAAACAGAAACCUUGAUUCUCAAGAAGCUGCAAUGUAUACAGGUCAUAGUGGAGAAGUUUAUGCCUGAUGUAAGAUUUAAGGAUUUAGAAAGUGAUGUCUUUAUAUACUUGUUACCAGCUGCAAAUGAUUUAGUACAAAGUAUCUUUGAAAGAAAUCUUGAAUUGCUGACUUCCAGUGAUGAACAAUGCUCAGAAGUCAAGGAUUAUUUACAAGUAGUUUUACAAGUUUUCAAUGCCAUAGACAAUGUUGUUGGGUCAAUUUUAAAGCAGAAGCAUUUGCAGUUGCAACAGAUCUACAGUGUUCCUUUAAACGUCUUCAACAUAUUGAAUUCAACUUUCACGCAUUGCAAAAAGCACAAUCAUCUUUACCAGUUCGUCGAUGCUAUCCAGGAUAUACAGAGCGUGUUUAAAUCCGCUCAAGAGGUUUACCGUCACCUCUUGCAAUUACUAGAUGAGCACAUGGAUUUAGAUGACGAGGAUUUUAUAUUAGAAAUGCUAGACUUAAUAUGCGAUAUAGGAGAAUCAUUGAUUGGAAUCAAUAUGAAAUCGAUGGCGGAUACUUGGAAAUUCUAUUCGGUUUUAAUGCAAAGAUAUUCGAAUAUUGUGAUGGACAAAAUUAAUUUAGCGAAACCAUUAAAAUUCGUUUCAAACGAAGUCUCCAAGAAUAUCCGUGAAAUUUGUGAUAAAGAUGGUGAUGAUGAGAAGGUGGAUUUGCUGACGUUAAAGAUUUCAAAUUUUUUUGUCAAGUUAGCUUCGAAACUAUUUGAAACUUAUGGGAGCGCAGGAAGCAAUAGUUUAUAUUGGAUCGAAUUUUUCUGCACCAUUUAUUGUUAUUUCAACAGAGAUAAAGAAACGUUUAGGAUGAUCGAGGAGAACGUUUUACAUCCAUUGGAUUUCGCUCUGUUCAAAUUUCUUGCGAAUCAAGAGAAAUUGGGUUCCGACGAGUUGGAAGUAAUUUGCAAUAAUCGACGUGGUUUUGUGUAUUUGUUGUGUUACGUUUUCUCAAAAUCCGAAUGUCCGAACAACGAAGGAUUCGCGUUCAAUUAUUUGGAUAUCUUUCUGAAAGUUUUCACUAAAGAUUUGGAAACAGAUUUACGUGCUAACGUAAUUAGUCUUUUCGUGAUGAGAAUCUUAUCGGUGAGUUAUAAAGAAUUUAUGUCCAUUGAGGAGUUGCUCUUCAAUACUGUGUUGGAAGGAAGCACGGAAAUUGGUUUAUUUGCUUCCGAUAUUUGGGUUUUACUUCUAAGGAAUGCGCCACCGACUUUAAGUUACGACACUAUUCUGAAUGUAAUCUCGAAGAUGAGUUUGGAAAGGCCGACGUCGGCGAGUCCAACUCAAGUAAAAUUAUGCAAUCUGCUGAGGAAUUUCCACAAGAAUUUACCUAAUGGUCUGAAGGUCAAGUUGCUGGAGAAGUAUUCCCCGGAAGCUCACAUGCAUGUUUGGAACGUCCUCGGACUCGAGCAUUUGACUGCAGCCAAAAGCUUCCUCAAAGCUGCGAGUCUGAACGAUUUUCAUAGAUCCAUCGAUAAUCGUGACUUUACCAGAAGUUCGGAAGAUUUUAACUCUUUGAUUUUUUCUUUAACUGCUCUCGCGAAUAUCGCGUCUAAUGGUGAUAAGUCGAAGAUGUGCGAAUCGGUGAAGAUUCUUUGGGAUUUCGAUGCUGAUUUGGACGAGGACUACUUUGGUCUUUACGUGGAAAACCUGUGUCUGUUCACGACGCGGGUGCUUGUAGCGCUUCCGGCGGAGCAUCAAUCCUGGGUUCUCGGUCAUCUGGAAAAAGCGCUGAUUUUCGGUCCGCACAUGAAGGUAAUCGUUUUCCGAAUGUUAAUUAACAUUGCGAAGAAGGAUAUGGUGCCCGUCGCGUGGAGAUUGGUGAAGUUGUGCACGGAGGAUCGUUGCCGGGUUAUGAAAUUGUACUUGGAUAAAGCGUACGCUGUUUUCAAGACCAAGGUCGGUGGUGAUAGCUUCGAUUUAUCCAGUGUGGUUUGCGCUGAAACGAAGCAGCAGGAUGCGACUGCAAACGAGGAGGAGGAUGAACAAUUUAUGGAGAGUGCAGCCAAGAAGCUGAGGAUCGAGGAUGAUGCUGCGCAGGAUGCGUUGGAUUUGAUUCAGCAUCAAGUUAAGCUUCUGGUGAAGCUGCAGAGGCAAGGCAAGAUCAGCAGGGAGCAGUCCAAGCAGAUCUACGCGAUUUCCAAUAAGUUGCAGCAUUUUGUCUGAUCCGAAAUUACUAAU
Nicrophorus vespilloides is the source of this 2334-nucleotide messenger RNA. RefSeq lists its product as uncharacterized. Bases 19 to 2319 code for a protein of 766 amino acids. The record is from RefSeq and is a predicted model, not a curated record. The transcript has 13 exons. Lineage: Eukaryota; Metazoa; Arthropoda; Insecta; Coleoptera; Silphidae.